Paramuricea clavata is the source of this 7891-nucleotide messenger RNA. Lineage: Eukaryota; Metazoa; Cnidaria; Anthozoa; Malacalcyonacea; Plexauridae. The record is from the annotation of a GenBank genome assembly.
UUUUUCUAAGGAAUUCGAAAAUUUGAUUGUGAGAGCACUGGUUAUAAGUUGAAACGAAAAGCGAAUUCAAAAACAAACAAAAAUUGGCUAGAAUUUCGUUUUUGAUUUCGAUAAAAUGGUCAAGUUUGAGGAGCGAUUCUGGGUAAGAAAUCUGUUAUAUAUUGCUGAAAAUCCUACUGGUUUUCACCGCAUAUGAUAAUGUAUUAACACUGUAAAUACUGAUACAACUCUGACGAACAUAUAGACGACUCGAAUGAUCGAAUUAUUAAAAUCAAAACAUUCCAUUUCUGUGCACUAGGAUGUCAAAAGUUUCGACGAACUGCGAAAGUACUGCAGGCAGAGUAACGAUUUCUGUAAGGAUGUCUGUGGUAUACUACAUUCAAGGUAUUUAAUAUCGUUGAAUAUAUAUUAUCUGUUAAUAAUAUUUAAUAACAACACAUUGUUUUGAACUGUGAUUUAUACGCGAUAAUAAUGAUAAUAAUUAAUACGUGAUUUAUUGUACAAUAAUCAUCAUUUAUCAAUGUUAACAGCAUGUCAUUUUAAUCAAAGAUUGAUUCCUGAUAGGAAUUCCAGAUUCUGUUUGGAACCUACAAUUAAGCGCUUAUGAUUUAGCCCAUCAUUAAUUACCUGGCCAAAUAUACUUUCCUCUUGAGUAGCAGCGUUUCAGGUUUUGCCAGAAAUAUCUAUCUAUUUCUCAAUGACUUGGAAAACUGGUGCAUGGCAAACUUAGCAGUGCUCAUGGUCCGGAGGAGCAUUGUGCUAGGGCGCAUGCAUCCCUAGAAAAUUAUCAAAUUUUAAAGCUCUCAAAAAUCAGUUUGAGCACUGCUUCAAUGAUCGAAUCACUACAGCACCCUUUAAGUUGCAAUGCAUGCACCCUUUAUUAUUUUACUUUGUUUAAUGGUAGAUGAUUUUACUUGUCAAGGGUAGAAUGCUGCCACUCAAUGGGUUAAACGGACCAUAUCUGCAGAUUCAUCCUGUUAACCCUCAAGUGUAAAUGUGGCCUACUUCGUAAGGGUUAUACUUUUACUAGUCAUUAUUGCAUCCAGAGCAGCACCUAUUACAAAACUUAAAACUUGUACGUCUACCAUCAUGAUAACAUACAUUGGAGUAUAGUAGAUGGAUAAUCCAAGUGAAAUUUACGUGGUGUUUCCACAAACAAAACUAUUAUAUAAUAUUUGUACACUUUUUGUACCGUUGAACCAGGCACGGUUGCGAAAAAUGCAACUGACAACUAGGUCCUCUGGCAGGAAUUGAACUGCUUCCCUGCGCUUGGAACCAGUGUGGAAUCGUAGGGCUGCAGGUCUCGGAACGGCAGGUUAUCUACUCCAAUGUACAUGCAUGCUAUCUUGAAUCAGUAUAAGAUUGUCACAUGAUACUAUAUUAUCCAUCUACUCCAACAUUCAGUUUCAACCAAGUGAAGUGCAGACAAAUCUCUUUCAAAUUCACCUCAUCAUGAUAACAGCCUUUUAUUGAUAACGCUGUUAUUAUGAAUAGCUUCAUACUUUAGAGACAAUACUAAUUUCCAAAACCGUUGUGGCUGGUACAUGUGUUACUUAGGAUAUGAUCCCAGACUAGGCUGGAUCGAUAUACCGGAUAUAUCUGAUAUACCGGUAUUUGUUUAGAUACCGGUUUGGCGAUAUUGACAAUUUAAAAAUACCGAUAUACUGGAAUUUCGGUAUUUUGCUGCCUAAUACCGAAAUGAAACGCUAUUUCAAGUCAAACUUGCUUACAAUCACGUUUAGAAAGCAAAGUUAAUACUCACAGAUGCAUGACAUGCAUGAAAACCUUUUCCGGCUUUUCAAGUUUUUUUUAUCGGGCAGUAUAAUAUAAGAAGGUAACUUUUUGUUGUUUUUAAUCUUAUUUAACUGACAUGCUACAUGUAACUUGUUUAUGUGUUAGUUUUAAAUAUGCAACGUUUUUUAUGUUUAUAACUAUUAGCAGCUUACUGAAACACUAUCUGAAUUUAUAUAGCUACAAAACGAAUAUUUUUUUGAAUGAUUCAACACUUCGACGCCCUACUAAUAAUUGCCGCUUAGCGCUAUUAAUUGUUAACAUAGCUUGAUAAUGCGAAUCUUGUGACAUUUGCACUAAUAACAGCCAGGUGAUCUCGUGUUCGUAUUUUAACCAAUCAGCGCUCAGAAAGGGUUGUCCGAAUAGAAAUCCAUUUCGAUGUAUUCAGUCAAUUAUAUCUUUCGUUAUUCUUUAUGAAACUAGUUGAAAUUUUGUAAUUAUGUUUGGUUAUGGGAACUAUAGCUCUGACAAAAAUAUGGAAUAGAAAUAAAGUAUAUUACAGGAGAUAUUCAGUUGUUUUAAUCAUAAAAUGGAUUUCUAUUUGACAACUAGUGCCAGUACUUUUCCGCGUAUCAAGAUCACCUGGCCAGUAUGUGCUACAUUAAUAUUUUGUCAAAACUUGAUUUUUCUUGACGGUCAGCACUUCAGUUUGGCUUAAAAAAAAAAACACGUUAAAAAUACCGGAAUACCGGUAUUUACCGGUAUUCUGAUGGCGGUAUAUCGGUAUUCCGUAUUUGCGAUAUCGAUCCAGCCUAUCCCAGACCUGCCAAACCUGACCUGAAGAAAAUCUGGAGAAAAUUGUUAAAAAGCUGGAGAUUUUCCAGCUAACUAUUUAAAGUGCAUUUAUGGACCUAUUCCCUAAUGAACAAAAUUUUGAUCUAGACAAGUCUAGACAAACAUUUCAGCACAGCUUGAACGAGCAUCACAAAAUUAGUAAAAUUCCGAAGUUUUGUUGCGAAAUGUUGUAAAAUGUGGAUAAUAUAGUCCUGCGAAGUUUGCCGUUUUUCAGUCAUUUUGUAUUACGCACGGGAAAUUGAUACCUUUUUUCAGAAAAUGGUAUCAAUUUCCCGUGCGUAAUACAAAAUGACUGAAAAACGGCAAACUUCGCAGGGCUAUAUUAUCCGCAUUUUACAACAUUUCGCAACGAAUCUUCGGAAUAUUACUAAUUUUGUGAUGCUCUUUCAAGCUGUGAAAUUUUUGUCCAGACUUGUCUAGAUCAAAAUUUUGUUCAUUAGGUAAUAGGUCCAUUAAGAGACUAGAAAAACAAAUAUGAUUAUGAUGAAAAUGCAAUAAAAAUCAGAUGGACAUGAACUUUUUCCAAUUUGAAAAGUAAAAGUAAAAGGUGAUACCUGACAAAAUCAGUCUUUCAGUCAAAUGUCUGUUCAACCUCGUUCCCAGGCUCUUUCUUCGGGGAAGGAACGGGAACGAGGUUGAUGUCUGUUACUUUAUAUCAUCCUCUUACCCAAAAUCAAGUGACAGUACAACUGUAUACUUGAUGAAUCGAACCCAGCGCCAGAGGUGAUAGGUACACUCACUGGUACUGUACUAACAGUACAUGCACUAAUCAUGGUAUCAUCAACAUGCCCACCCUACAAAAUAUAAAGCCUCCAUUUUAAGAUGGUUUAAAAUUCUGAAAUUUGGUGAUAUAUAUUUAUUGAAAAUUCUGAAAUUUGGUGAUAUAUAUAUAUAUAUAUAUAUAUAUAUAUAUAUAUAUAUAUAUAUAUAUAUAUAUAUAUAUAUAUAUAUAUAUAUAUAUAUAUAUAUAUAUUGAAUAAUAAAUUGCAGGACCCGUUGUUGGGAUAAAAAAAAUGGUGGGGCUUAAUUAAACAAUUUUAUGGGAAUACAAUACAAACAACUGUACCAAUUUUAUUGGAAGGUGAUUGUUUAGUUACUGACCCAAAGGAUAAAGCAACUUUAUUGAAUGAUUAUUUUUGUAGUCAGAGUAUGCUGCUAAAUGCAGAUGCACCGUUACCAAAUUUAAUAGAGUUGCAAAAUGCUAAGACGUCAGUGGUUUCUACUAGUGAAAAUGAAGUUUUUGAUUUAUUGAAAAGUGUCGAUGUAUCGAAGGCAAGGCUUGCGGAGUAGAUGGUAUAGGAAAUUCCCUGUUGAAGAUAUGUGCUAUUGGCAUUGCUUCAUCUCUGUCGAGAUUUUUUAACAUCUCUUUGGUAAAUGGCUGUUUUCCAACAGUAUGGAAACUAGCAAAUGUUGUUCCCAUUUUUAAAAAAAAUAAUCGUCAAUUGAAAAGUAAUUAUCGUCCUGUGUCUUUACUAACAUCGUUGUCCAAAAUUUUUGAGAAAAUAGUAUUUAAACGUCUUUAUAAUUUUUUAUUAGAAAUAAAUUUUUUCACUCCCUUGCAGUCAGGGUUUCGUCCCGGGGAUUCCACUGUGAAUCAACUCAUACUUAUGGUACAUACAAUUUGUGAGGCUUUAGAGCGUGGAAAGGAAGUGCAUAUGGUUUUCUUGGAUAUAAGUAAAGCUUUUGACAGAGUGUGGUAUAAAGGUCUCCUUUUUAAGUUGAAACGUUUAGGUAUUAAAGAUCCAUUACUAUCUUGGAUUAAAAGCUAUUUGACAAACAGAAAACAACGAGUAGUUAUUGAUGGAAACAUGUCUGAUUGGAAAGACGUUGAAGCAGGAGUGCCACAGGGAUCAGUACUUGGGCCACUGCUAUUUCUAGUUGAUAUAAAUGAUAUUACUGAUAAUAUUCAAAGUACUUGCUUUCUUUAUGCGGACGAUACUUCUUUGUUAGAAAUUGUCGAAGAUCCUCAAUUAAGUUCAGCCAAACUUAAUAGUGACUUAACAAAUAUUAGUAAAUGGACACGUGAUUGGCUCGUCACUAUUAAUCCUAGUAAAACUGAAGCAGUGAUCUUCUCCACUAAGAGAUACAAACCAGUACAUCCAGCUUUAUAUUAACGAAAUAAAUAUUGUCAACAGUCAUAAUCAUCUUGGAGUCACUCUUUCUUUUAACAUGUCCUGGAGAACACAUGUCUUAAAUAUUCAUGAUAAAGCUACAAAGCGAUUAAAUUUAUUGAAAGGUUUGAAAUUUAAAAUUAAUAGAAAUACUUUGGAAAAGCUUUACAAAUCUUUAAUUAGACCUCUUAUGGAAUAUGCAGGUGUUGUUUGGGAUGGUUGUUGUGAAAAUGUUAGUGACUUGCUUGAAUCUGUACAAUAUGAAUUUGCUAGAGUGGUCACUGGUGCAAUGAAGGGUACUGGGCACCAAAGACUGCUCGAGGAGUUAGCAUGGGAAAGUCUGAAGACAAGACGUUCAGUUCACAAACUUGUUUUGUUCUUUAAGAUAGUUAAUAAUUUGACACCAAGUUUUUUAUCUGAUUUGCUUACUCCUACGACACAACAAAGAUCAGGGUUAUUGCUAAGAUCUGCCUGUAACUUUAGCUUAUUCCAAUGUCGUACGGAAAGAUUUAAAAAAUCUUUUUUUCCUGCCACUACAGGCUUAUGCAACAGUUUAGACUAUAAAUUUAGGGAUACUCAAUCGUUAAGAUAUUUUAAAAGUUAUUUGCAGGAUUUCUUUGACAUUUCAACUUAUGAGAAACGCUAUGAUUAUGCACUAGAUAGAUAUAAUUCUAUUCUCCAUGCUCGACUUCGCUUGAAUUGUUGUGCUUUAAACUACUAUCUUUUCAAAAUUAAUUGUGUGAUAUCUCCAGCGUGUAAUUAUGGGUUUAAUUGUGAAUCUGUAAUUCAUUUUUUAUAUUGUCCCCGAUAGGCUGCUCUUAGGACUUUCUUGUUAGCGGCCAUGGUUGAAAUCUUGGGAAGCGGCUGGUAUCACAUGUCCGAUUCUUCUAAAACGAAAAUGCUUUUGUUUGGAUCUGAGAAUCUGACUUUGAAUCAAAAUAAUGCUAUUUUUUCCAUGUACAAACGUAUAUCAAAAGAUCGGAGCGUUUUGCAGUUUGUAAUGACUGAUACAAUCGCUUCUCAGGCUGUCUAUAUUAUUUAUACCACCAUAUAAUGUAUUUAAAUGUAAAUUGGCGUGAGCCCCCUAGAUGAGCUUAAAUAGCUCUUGGGGCAAACGAUUAAAUAUGUUUAAAUAAAUAAACUACAGCAAGCAUAAUACAAUACAUAAUUAAAUCUUUAUUCGGCAACAUGUCAAAGUCUUAAAUUUUUGUUUAUCUCAUUACUCGAACUAAAUUGCAGAAUACCCGUACACUAGUCAUCUUUCACUGCGUAGCCAAAUUUUCAGUAGGGAGUUUACGAUCUGCGACGCGGCCGGCUCAACGACGCGGUAUAAAUUUCAGCUCAAGAAUGAGCGGUAAGCAAUUUGAUUACAGUAAUAAAUGUUUGACGCUUUUUCAAAUAACCUUACAAACUGCUACGUUCGGCUAAAGGGAUGCAAUGUUCGCUGUAAUUUCGACUUUAAGUAACACCUCUUGAGUCGCAUUAAGCUUUCACGUUGACUGAAAGACGUAAUAAUGCUUGUUUAACGUUGUGUUGAGAAUGACAACACGGUUGACAAUACUCCACGAAUUAUUGACAGUUUUUGUCUUGCAUGACAAAUUUUUUUGUAAGUUCUUUGUAGGUUUGCAUGGCGAUAAAACAUAUAAUACUAUUGUUUGUGGAAACACUAAAUUUCUUUGUUUUGAAAGCGCGUCGUCGAGCCGGCCGCGUCGUAGAUCGUAAACUCCCUAGUGGCUACGCAGGCACGCGCUAUCAAAUUACAAUAUCCAGGAAAUACGUCAUUAUACGUAGCCGCGUAGCCAUGUAGCCACUAAAACUAUACCUUCCUUACAAUUACGUAAAAAAUCAAGCUAGUAUUUUAAUAUUUAGAUCUAAACUUGAGCAGACAUAUGCUGAAAACUUAUCUCAACUGGCACUGAAGGCAUCGAAAUGUGGAAAGGAUCUUGUUGGGUAAGCAAUUAGCUCACACUUGAGUAUAAUAUUGAAUGGUCUGUGCCAGUGUAGCUAGGAUAAAGCGAUGAUAACAAGACAGCUGCGAUUGAGAGAGAUUAUACAAUUACCUGAUUGGUUUAUUUUUGUCACAUGAUCUCUUUUUUAUUCACUAGUAUAAAAGCUCGUGUAAUUUUCCUGACCUAUGCUACAAACUUCCCAACGAAGGACCUUUGCGCGAAACGUCAUUCUGCUUGACAUGCAUUUUUCAGGUAGUUGUAUAAUUACCUGAUUGGUUUAUUUUUGUCACAUGAUCUCUUUUUUAUUCACUAGUACAAAGCUCGUGUAAUUUUCCUGACCUAUGCUACAAACUUCCCAACGAAGGACCUUUGCGCGAAACGUCAUUCUGCUUGACAUGUUUUUUUCAGGUAGUUGUAUCCCUCUCAAUCCACAGCUGUCUCACAGUUGAGUAUCUUUUAGUACAUACAUGUCACAUUGACUGAAAUUCUCGAAUUGCCAAUUAAACAAAAUGACACAGUGUUUGCCACACACAGUCACAGACACUAAGGAAUACUGAUUGCAUAGGAAAUGCAAAUGAAUGACACGGCAUUACAGUAUAUCGUACACUGUACGCUAUGAGUAUUAGCGAAUAGUCCACCUUUACUACGAUGAGUUAUAUAUGCCUGCCGCACACCAGCGAAACUUGCUGAACUAGCCGCCACGCAGGCGGUUUCUCUCGGCAUGUUUCUCUUAUGUACGGAUAGCUUUCGUGUGGAUUUAACCUCUCUAGGUCUUGAGGAAAGUAUCGAGGAAAAAAUACCAACGUCUUCGGAUGUUGCGAGAUUAGUGCUGCAGAGCUGCUUGAAUUAACUAGCCAAUGAGAACCCAACGUUUCUUCACGUCACUUUGGUCAAAAUGGCGACAAUGGAGGGAAAUACAAACCAUCUUAUCAACGAUGUUGUUGUUAACUACUGUAGUAUUGAGUAGUUUUCCCAACGUGCACGAUGAAAAUGCAUUAUACUGCAUGUGUAGCUGAGUUAGCCGCCACGCGAGGCGGUUUGCUCAGCAAGUUUCUCUCUUAGGCUUAAUAUGACACUGCCAUGUCAAUAUUGAAUAUUGCAGGAUGAAACUAAAAUUAACCCCAAUGAUUUUUUAGAACACUCAAGUCAGCAUGGACAAAAAUGGCAGCAGAAAUUGAAAAUGAAGCAGAAUUACACAAGUAUGUAACUUUCAUCCAAUAUAACUAUUCAGUAAACAAGGUGUGA